AAUGGCACGGAGCCGACCCCUGGACUCAGCUCUGAGCUAUAUAAGAGAGGGAACACCAGCACAGACCCAGCAUACAGGAGCACAGGGAGGAAAGAGACAAUCAACACUACACUGUGCAGGGAUACUCACAGAGGAGCUGCUGAAGGAGUUGUUGAACUAUUCUUAGUGUUGGCUUGCCUGGAUUGUGAGGGUCAUUAUCUUAGGGUUAGAGGUUAGAGGCAACAGCAGAGUGCCAGGAUGUGCUGCCUGUCAACAUGGGUGCUCCUUCUCGCUUUGGGAUUCACUACCAUGACAACUACAGCAGAAGGAACAUGGAGAAAAGAAAAUUCAAGAGCUGCAAGACAAAACAACCCUGCAUUGUACUUCUUUGAAGAUGACUACGACUGGACCACUUGGUUCAAUGUGGAUCACCCUGGAGGUCGAGGAGACUAUGAGCAGUUGGAUGCCAUCCGUUUCUAUUACCGGGCACGGGUAUGUGACGCCCCGUUGGCCCUGGACGCUCGCACCACUGACUGGACCCCGGCUCACAACACUGGGGAGAAAGUCCAUUCAGACCCUGCCCUGGGGUUCUGGUGUGUCAACGCUGAGCAGGACUCAGGCCGCAACUGCUCCAACUACGCUGUGCGCUUCCUCUGUCCCAAAGGUCUUCCUGGACUGACUGGAAACACUGGGUCGGCAGGCUUGAAGGUGGCCUGGGGUCCUUGGUCAGACUGGAGCCAUUGUCCUGCCAAGUGCGGCCAGGUGGCAGUGCAGGUACGCUCUAGGACAUGCCAGUCUGAGUCCAAGCAAUGGGAUAUCCAGUGCAGCGGUCCUACAGUGGAGGGCAGAGUCUGCAAUGGACCAGAAUGCACCGGGGCCGGAUGCAGUCUGCACUGCGAGAUGGGCAGGGUGAACGCAGAGUGCGACGCCUGCAUGUGCCAGGACCACGUUGUUCUAGGCUCUGUCCGCAGUGCUGGAGGGCUGCCUGCCCCCGGGGCCACAAUCCUCCGCUCUGGCCCCAAGCCCAAACUCCUCACCCUCACAGAUCACAACGGACACUUCCGCAUUCCAGGGAUCUGUCCUGAUGGCAAUGGCACACUGACCGUCCAGCUGCAGAACCACGCCCCUCACACGGUCAUUGUGCCCCACAGCACAAAACAAACCUCUGUCCUCAGUAUCAUGCUGAAUAGAGCAGAGAGGCUCCAUGUGGUGAAGAACCCUGAAAACAAGGCCAGGAGAGAGGGUCAGACAGCUGCUCUCUGCUGCCAAGUGGCCGGAUCACCUGAACCAGAAGAGUACCAAUGGUUUCACAACGACAUCUUGCUGGACAGGAAACAGCUGAACUACGACAGCACGCUGGUCUUAAGGAACCUGAGCAUAGACCAGACUGGGGAGUACUACUGCAGAGCCAGCAACCAAGCUGGGGCCAUAAAGUCCAAACGAGCCACGCUCACAGUCUUAGGUAAAAAUCAACCUUCAUGUAACCCUAGACCUGAAUCCCACUCUAUUCUCCUACCUCGUGACUGCUUCCAAAACAGUACCAACUCCCUCUAUUAUGACAUAGGAAAAUGUCCCUCAGGGACUUGUGCAGGACAGCUGGACAAUGGAAUCAGGUGCAAAGACUCUGUGGCGUACUGCUGUGGGGUGGCAAAGAUGAAGGAGAAAACAUUACAAUGCCAGGGCUAUGAGCUGCCCGUCAUGGUGGUGACUGAGUGUGGCUGCCAGAAAUGUGUUGAGACCAAGGCCAUUGUGCGUGGCCGGGCUGUGGCUGCAGACACCGGAGAGCCCAUGAGAUUCGGUCACAUCUACAUUAAUGGAGCCAGAGUCAGCCGCACAGGCUACAAAGGCACCUUCUCUGUCCAGGUCCCCCAUGACACAGAGAGGCUGGUGAUGACCUUUGUGGACAAUAUGGACAAGUUUGUCAACACCACCAAGGUGCUUCCAUUCAACGCCAAAGGUGGAGCCGUCUACCAUGAGAUCAAACUGUUGAGGAAGAAGGAACCAGUGACCAUCAGCUCAACAGAGUUCAACACUCUGGAGCUGGGAGAGGUGGUGGGCCAGGAUCCAAUUGCUGAGAUCCAGAUCCCUCCUAACUCCUUCUACAGGCAGAACGGUGAAGUUUUUGUGGGUAAUGUGAAGGCUAGCAUCACAUUUCUGGAUGCCAGAGACAUCUCUACAGCAGCAGCUGCACAGAGUGACCUCAACUUCAUUGGAAAUGAAGGUGACACGUUGCCUCUGAGAACCUACGGUAUGUUCUCAGUGGACUUCAGGGACGAGGAGGCCGGUGACCCACUGAACGCCGGAGAGGUGAAGGUGAAAAUGGAUUCAGCACAGGUGAAAAUGCCGGAGCAUCUGGGCGCUAUGAAGCUAUGGUCCCUGAACCCCGACACAGGAAUGUGGGAGGAGGAGGGAAGCUUCCAGAUGGAGAAGAAACAACGUGGUAAAAGGGAGGAGAGGACUUUCCUCAUUGGGAACAUGGAGAUCCGAGAGAGAAGGCUGUUCAACUUAGAUGUCCCUGAGAACCGGAGAUGUUACGUGAAGGUGCGAAGCUUCCGCAGCGAUCGCUUCAUGCCCAGUGAGCAGGUAGAAGGAGUGGUGGUGACUCUGAUUAACAUGGAGCCCAUAUCAGGUUACUCUUCCAACCCUCGUGCCUGGGGCCGAUUUGACAGCGUCAUUACUGGCCCAAAUGGUGCCUGUCUGCCUGCCUUCUGUGAUGACCAGAAACCAGACGCAUAUUCCGCCCACCUCAUGGCCAACAUGGGAGGAGAAGAACUCGAGGCUGUCCCAUCUGCUCCCAAAUUCAAUCCCAGCAUCAUCGGAGUCCCUCAGCCAUACCUGGGCAAGUUGAACUACAGACGUUCAGACCACGACGACCUCCGGUUGAAGAAGACAGCCUUCAGCAUCAAUUUGGCCAAGCCCAGCCCAAACACAGCUGAAGAGCUCAAUGGACCUGUGUACUCAUUUGACCAACUAAAAGAGUGUGAGGAAGCCCCAUUUUCUGCGGGACACUUCCGCUUUAGCCGAGUGGAGGGAGAUCGCUACGACUACAAUACGGUCCCUUUCAAUGAGGACGAUCCCAUGAGCUGGACAGAAGACUACCUGAGCUGGUGGCCCAAGCCCAUGGAGUACAGAGCCUGCUAUGUCAAGGUCAAGAUCAAUGCUCCCCAUGAGAUCAACGUGCGCUCCCGAAACCAGGGCGGCACUCACCCCAAGACAGUCGGUCAGUUGUAUGGCCUCCGCGAUACCCGCAGCAUUCGUGACAUGGACCAGUCCGCCGUCUCUGCGGUGUGCCUGGAGUUCAAGUGCAGUGGGAUGCUCUAUGACCAGGACCGGGUAGAUCGCACUUUGGUGAAAGUCAUCCCUCAGGGCAGCUGUAAGAGGGACAACGUCAACUCCAAACUCCAAGAGUACCUGGUCAAUCACCUGCCUCUGGCCGUCAACAACGACACCAAUGAGUUCACAAUGCUGGCACCGCUGGACCCACUGGGCCACAACUACGGUAUCUACACAGUUACGGACCAGGAUCCCCGCACCGCUAAGGAGAUAGCACUGGGACGUUGCUUUGAUGGAACCUCUGACGGCACUUCCCGCGUCAUGAAGAGCAACGAGGGCGUGGCACUCACCUUCACCUGUGGCGACCGUGAGGUGACCCGUCAAAGCGUGUUUCAGGCUACGCAGAACUCUCCGGGGCAGCCCCUGGCUGGAACAGCGAGGGACGGACGAGGCAGGAAGCAGAGAGCUAACGCACUUCGCAACAGCCGCAGACGCAGUACUCGGAAUCCGGCCGGCACGCGUAACCUCAGCACAGGAUAAACUCAGCACUACAGAUCAAGGUCGCCACAUUGGAAUCGGUUCAUCAGAGAACAGACGUCUGUAAAUCACUACAGUGGGUAUUGGCAAUUAUAUUAAUGGCUAUU
This is a messenger RNA of Esox lucius (northern pike), 3896 nucleotides long. It is a transcript of the gene cilp, whose product is annotated as cartilage intermediate layer protein, nucleotide pyrophosphohydrolase. The record is from RefSeq and is a predicted model, not a curated record. NCBI's taxonomy places the organism in Eukaryota, Metazoa, Chordata, Actinopteri, Esociformes, Esocidae. The coding region runs from base 238 to 3792 and encodes 1184 amino acids. The transcript is spliced from 9 exons.